Molecule: messenger RNA, 780 nt
Organism: Thermochaetoides thermophila DSM 1495
Lineage: Eukaryota; Fungi; Ascomycota; Sordariomycetes; Sordariales; Chaetomiaceae
Exons: 2
Coding region: 1-780 (259 amino acids)
Cellular component (GO): cytoplasm
Molecular function (GO): phosphatase activity
Source: RefSeq, a predicted model, not a curated record
AUGUUGACCGUAAGCUCCGACCCCUCAUCCUGCAUCCCGGUUCCCAAUCUCCAGCGCAUCAUAACCAAUCCGCUAACCACUUGGCCUUCCCUUCCGGGGGUCGACUACAACACAGUCGCAUACCAUAGCGUCCCCGACCCGCCGCUGACCGAGCACGGCCACAAGCAGGCCUCCGAGCUGCGCGAGGCUCUGCGCGCUGGCAUUCUGCGCAACCGAAAAGUCUCGCGCAUCAUCGUCAGCCCCAUGCGCCGGGUGCUGCAGACUGCACACAUCGCGUUGGAUUGGCUCAUUGAGGGGGAGAAGGUACCUGUUGUAGCGGAUGCUAGGUGGCAGGAGCUCUACCCCAAACCGUGCGACACCCCCGUGCCCCUCUCGCAACUCGCUCCCGACUUCCCCAAAGUCGACUUCACCCAAUGCGCCAACGACCCCGUCUAUCCGGACAAAGCAUCCUCCGCGGCAGCGAAGUACCAUUACACGCGUACCGCUGUCUUGGCACGCGCCCAAGAAGCGCUGGGCGAGAUUUACCAGCUCAUGGAAUCUAACUCGAGUCAGGAUGAAGUUGUCAUCGUAGUGUCGCACUCGAGUUUUUUGCGCGUCGGGGUGACAGGGCGGUGGUUCUGGAAUGCGGAUUAUAGGGUUUUUGAUUUGGUGAAGGGGGAUCCGGGUAGGGGCGAAAGGGAGUAUGAGCUGGUGGAGUGGGAGUUGACCAAGGGGAAGGGGGGGAUGGGGUGGAGUAAGGAGGUUAGGGUUGAGAUCGGUGGAGGAUUACCUGAUGCGUGA